This is a messenger RNA of Lichtheimia ornata, 2127 nucleotides long. RefSeq lists its product as uncharacterized. Lineage: Eukaryota; Fungi; Mucoromycota; Mucoromycetes; Mucorales; Lichtheimiaceae. Bases 1 to 2127 code for a protein of 708 amino acids. The transcript has 3 exons. Gene Ontology annotation, biological process: regulation of DNA-templated transcription. Gene Ontology annotation, cellular component: nucleus. Gene Ontology annotation, molecular function: DNA-binding transcription factor activity, RNA polymerase II-specific; zinc ion binding. The record is from RefSeq and is a predicted model, not a curated record.
AUGUCUCCCAAAGGGAAGAAUGUGCCAUGUGAAGGGUGCCGUGAACGUAAAAAAAAGUGCAGCUCUGGACAGCCAUGUGAACGGUGUAAACGACUCGGGAUCGAAUGUCAUUACUUGAAGCCAGCUGCACCACCCGAUCUAGAAUAUGUGGACUUGGUCAACAGCCACGAGUUGGAAGCGAAUGUGGAUGAACUUGAACGAUUGAUGACUGAUAUGGAGGGUGAACUGUUACGAGUUCAGCAACAUGGAUUUGAUACAGCAAACAUCAUGAAUGGAUCGAGUGAUGAUAGUAUACCACCCGCAAUGACAACGGAUAGUCCAUUUUCAAGUGCAUCGACCCCCACAUCAGAUGGUGUAGCCAGCCCACCGGAGCUUUCAGUUAUCAGAUCAAGACAACAACCAACCACUGAAAAGACGUUCUCACCGAAUUGGAAAGUGACAUUGGGAAAAUACGGCUUCUCCAUCGAAACCGAUAUUCGCUCUUAUGACGAUCUACUCCAACAAGUACAAUUAUUCAGUACAACCAUCUCAAUACCUUUGUUGAAGCAACCAUCAUCAACCGAUCCACAGCUCAUUCCUCGUUAUACGUUACCGACAUUAUUACGACGAGCUCAUUAUCAAGCAUCAAAACGAUGUAUGCUACUCAGUGAAGACCAAUCACCAUCACCAUCAUCCAUCAUCAUCAACAAUGAUCUAGUAAACGCGAUCAAUUACAACCUUGCCACCCAUUUACUCGAAGCCUAUUUCUCAUGUCAAUUCUAUCGCACCAUUAUCCUUCAUCGCAACACAUUUUACUCCUUGUUUGUCACCAAUAAGGAUUUGUAUUCUUCAUCAGUGGUAUCGUCGUUUUGUGCAGCUAUUCUUACAUUGCGAUGUCGUCAUGUGCAAUCGACCAUUCCUUAUGAACAACAGCGACAACUACAAAACCUGUAUUACAGCCGAGCUCAUGAUCUGAUCGAACAAUCGUUUGAUGAACCUACACUUGACACCUUUAUGACCUAUUUAUUCAUGGCAUAUUAUCACAGCAAUCUCACACGACCAAAAGAAGCACGACAAUAUUUGGAUUUUGGAUUACGGAUACGAGAACUCAUUGAUGAUCGAUACAUGUCACCUGAUUGCGACAACAAUGAGCGAGAGUUAUACAAACGACUCCAUGUUCUGAUAUCCAUCAUUGCCAGGAAAAUCGAAUUUCUCAACAAUCAACGAGGAAUUCCUUUGAAAGUGAAGCGACCCAUACGAGUGAUGAAUGUUGAAGUAUGCAAGAGGAUACGAUCAGCAAGAUAUCAGGCAACACCAUUACCCGGUGAAUCAUUCCAUGUUGAACGGGCCAUUAUGAAAGACAAGUUUGGUGCUGGUAUCAAUAAGAUCUUGGGUCCUUACUUGAAUCACACACGCUUAUCGCAAGAUCCUGUCCCGCUUUCUUUGCUUGUGAAAACUGAAUCAGCAUUGAAUCAAUAUUGUUUCAAGGACAUACCUACCACCUAUCGCUUAUCACUCAACAUAUUUGAAAACGACAUUUCCGAUAGCGAAUUUCGACAUCGACUCAACAAUGAUAAAAGCACUGAUCCAUCGACGGUCACGCUCGCCAUUCGAUAUUAUCAAGCUCUCAUUACAAUUCAUGAGCCUUUUCUUCCCACGCUCCCGCCUGAAUUCCGUACCAACGCCUUUGACACUGAAGAAGUGACACCUUCCAUCAUUGAACCGCCAACAUUGGAAGCCGACAAACGAGAUCGAUUUACCAUGCGAGCACUUGAAGUAUGCUAUCGUUCAGCUGUUAUCAUCACUCGACUCUUUGAAUAUCUCGUCUUGCAAGAGAGCAUUUGUUGUGAGACCUUGAUGCCACUUUUAUUGUCUGCAUGGGAUAUCCACGUGCGCAAUGCAUGUUUAGGAUUUGCAGAUCCUGAAAAGGCACAAAAGCAUGUUCCUAUUCGAGUUGUCAAGGCAUCACGCGAUUAUGUCAUGAGGUGCAUCUGUGUGCUACGCAAAGGAUAUUGUUACAAUGCAGCCGAUCGGGCCAUGUGGGAACAUCAUCAAAAUAUGGAGAACGAGUUAUUGCAGGCAUUGUUCGCCACACGUCCAUACACUGCCGAAUACUGGGAUCCUUGGUCAUCCACAGCCGCUUGGUAG